CCAACUCCUCUCAAGUCCUCAGCUCCACUCCAAUCCCCACUCCACCAUGACCGGCUCUUGCUGUGACUCCUGCUGUGGCUCCUGCUCCUCCCAAAGCUGCGGAGGCUGCUGCCAGCCCUGCUGCUGCCAGCCCUGCUGCUUCCGCGACCCCUGCUGCUGCCGCCCAGUGUCCUGCCAGACCACCGUGUGCCGCCCAGUGACCUGUGUGCCCCGCUACACGCGCACCAUCUGUGAGCCCACCGGCCGCCCCAUCUGCUGCGACCCCUGUGGCCUGCAGGAAGGCUGCUGCCGCCCCAUCACCUGCUGCCCAACGUCCUGCACGUCCGUGGUCUGCAGACCCUGCUGCUGGGCCUCCACCAACUGCCAGAUCAUCAGUGUGCAGGCGCCCUGCUGCCGCCCCCACUGCUGCCAGCCUGCGCCCUGCCGCACCAUCUGCAGGACCUCCAGCUGCAACCCCUGCUGCAACUCCUGCUGCUGAGCUGCCCAACACAUAACGUCAACAGGUGUGAAGAAAAAUGCACCAACUCUCGCCACUCCUGCAGGAUCAGAGGAGAGAUGCAGCCUUCCCAACCAUCUGUUCUUCAACCCCUAGCUCAACAGUAACUGCCUAGUUUCCUACAUAAUUAUGCAGCAAAUCCUGGCCCUCUUCACAAGCUUUGGAAAAAUCUCAGCUGUCAACAUUUGAAUUCCUGGAUAUUUUUUUAAAAAUGCAUAAACAAAGAUCAAAGUUUCUCUUGAAUGAAGCUCUAACCCACUGACUCAUCAUCUUUUUUCCACUAUCUCAAGGGUCUCAGAUGGGGUAUUGUUUUUUUCCAGGAUAUUAUUUUUAUGCUGUGAAUUUUGCAUGGUUCAAAAUAAAUAAAAUUUUAUUUCUGGGGAAGCAAA
This is a messenger RNA of Ictidomys tridecemlineatus (thirteen-lined ground squirrel), 885 nucleotides long. Its product is annotated as keratin, high-sulfur matrix protein, IIIA3A. The record is from RefSeq and is a predicted model, not a curated record. NCBI's taxonomy places the organism in Eukaryota, Metazoa, Chordata, Mammalia, Rodentia, Sciuridae.